This is a messenger RNA of Bemisia tabaci, 5271 nucleotides long. The record is from RefSeq and is a predicted model, not a curated record. Lineage: Eukaryota; Metazoa; Arthropoda; Insecta; Hemiptera; Aleyrodidae.
UAAGUAGGAAUUGAUUGCAAUCACAAAGAUAAAAAAAAAUACAAUUGGUGCAGUCAGAGUCAGAGUCAGAGUGGUCUCCUUUCCAGGUUUUCACACCUGCUGCCGUGUACCUAGGCCUCGGUGAAUGGACAAUAAUGUUUUCGAAGAUGGAAGUUUGCCACAGAAAAGCAACAGAAAUUCUGCCCCUGUUGGCGGAAAUAUUGAAGAUUGCAUCUACUGAAUGCAAUGCGUUACGUGACUCUUUUGAUGCAUUUAUAUGGUCAAAUGACGUCAUUAGCCUAUUGUCCUUGACCAAAGUUGCUGAAAAUGACGAAGUGGUCAGAAAUCUACUCCAUGUUUCUGAAUCAGGAGCUGCUGUAUUACUGACUAUUGCUCAAAGUGCCAAAUCUCCACAUGAAAUCCUCCAAGGUGCUCACUCCAUUCUUUCUGCUGUGUUCCCAAAAUUGAUGCUACCAUUUGUCCCUAAACUUGACCCAAUUGCAGUCGCAGCAUGCACGGGCAACAUCUUGCAGCACCUGAAUACAGUGAAGAGUGCUUUAGAAAGUAUUCCUAAACUGCUCACAUUUUUCAAAGAAAUUUUUUUAAAUUGCCGUGAUGCAAAUGCUUUCUGCCGCAACGAGUUCAUCAAGGUUUCCACUCUUCUCAUUCAGGCCAUCUCUGGGCUAAAAGAUAAGACUGUGAUAAAUAAUUCAGAAUGUAAUGAAGAUAAAUUACUCUUGGCAUUUUAUUCUGCUGUAGAUAAGUCUUUCAAGAUGUCAUUGAAUGCAUUAUGGCUUCUAUUCAAAUUUCCAGAACUGGAUUUAGUUUACGAUGUAGUUUUUGGUGCAUGCAAGCUCAUUUCAAGGGUUUUGGUCACCACUUUGGGAAAUUUGCUUUACUGUAUUGAAUUUUUUUGUCAAACCGCUUGUCAGUUUCUCAAAGAGAAGGUUCUUGAAGUGAAGAAGAUAAUUUUUGAGGUUCAGGAGGCCUCCAGACAUGUUUUAGAUGCUGCACCCACAGAGACUGACAGUAAUUCUAAGUGCACUAGUGUUGAGACUAUCCGACUCUCUCCUCCAGGGUGUACCCCUAGUCCCAUGGCUUUGGUGACCGGUGAUUCAUACAAAUCAUCAUCCAUCGAUGCAACGACAGGAGAUCUAUCGGUUCAAACAGAUGGAUCUAGUCAUUUUGUCAGAGAUUUCAGAGAAGCCCCGUUGAUUGCUCCAGCCACCUCUUCUCACCAUGAAUUUGUACCUCUUUCAUCCGCUCCGUAUGAUGAUCAUGCCCCACAACUGACAAGCACUGAUAUCAGUGACAAGUCAAGUGUGAUUACCUCUGAAACCUUGAAUGUUCUUGAAUCUUGUUUCAUUGAGGUUCCAGACUCCACGGUUAGCGAUCCAACUAAAGGAAAGUUAUCACCAACAGAUGAAGAUGAUAUUGCUGUGGUCCAUACCAGCCCCAAUCCAGAACCUGAAAUCUUCCAAAGAGUAAAUGAUUUCCCUUUUGAUGUGUUGCCAACAUUUCUCCGUCAACGCCUUUUGAAAUUAAUCUGGGAAUUAAAAGACUACAUAGGCCACUUUUCAUUCCUUAAAGUAGGGUCGCUCAUCCAGUUCAUUUGCAGAAUCUGUGGGAGUGUGUUACAGUUGGAUAGCGUGGAAGAGCAUAUUCAUCAAGCUCAUAAAGGUAUAGGGAAAUCACCUACCGUAGAUCCAUUAGACAAUAUCUUUAAGACCAACAAAUCAAAAAGGAUCAAAGAAACUGAUGGCUCUACAAAGAAAUCUGAGUUCGAAGUUGCACAAGCCUGUCCUAAGAAGAGCAUUUGUUUCUCCAUUGAAAAAAAAGAAUCAAAGAUUGUCCCAGUUUCAAUCAGCCCGCAAGUUUUUUUUAGUGCAAAAAUGAAUAAGAAAUUCCCACAGCCGGUCAAAACAAACACUAACAAUAAGCGCUCAAAAUUUCAAAAAGUUAGUGACAAAAAUUUAAGUACGCAAGCCUCUUUUGUAUUUAAAUCCCCAAAUCCUGUAAGAGUCACUGAAGCGGAAUCUGUAUCUGAUACUGCUGUAACUUCAUCUGAUGUAUUCUUUGAUAGUUCUAAACAGGAGCCAGGCAGAACGCAACCUAAAGUGUGUGGCAUUGCAGAGUCUUUUUUUGCAGAAACUUUUGAGUAUAAUGACUCUGAGAGAAAAAGAAGAAGAAGAAAUUGCUGUGAGUCUAAUCUUAAAGAGAAAGUAUGUGAUCCUAAAAAUGAGAGCAAUUACAUAAUACAGGAUCUUAAUAGACCGGGCAUACCAGAAACUUUGAAUAACAGCUUUGUUGAAACCCUUGAAUCUGCAUCCAAACCUCACCCUUUUCAAGAUAUCAGCGAUGCAGAAUUUACAUCAUUAACGAAGACAGAUCAAAAAAGCCUGGAAAUUCUUGUUAAACGACUUAAAUCUACAGUGAGCCAUUUUGUCUUUAGAAUAAUUAAUGGAGAGCUUUCGGUCAUUUGCAAGCUCUGCCUAGAUUCCCUUCAUAAAAGUAAAGUGGAAGCUCAUGUCUCUGAAGUAAGCCACCUACAAGCCUUGUGCACCAAAGCUAAGGGGUGCGCAGAGACCAAAGCGUUGGUUCCUGAAAUCUCUGUGCAUAAUUGGCAAUACCUGGAGUACAUGAGACAUUUGCAGUGUUUUAGGUGUAACAUUUGCAGGACCUCCCUGAAGGGUAUAAACUCUUGGGUUCAGCACUUUCAAUCCAUCCUCCACCGAAGAAAGUUAGAAUCUGUUCCGCUACCUAAUACAGUGGAAGUUUGGCUUGCAUCAGUUACAUUUCUGCGAGACUCCUUGUUGAAGGUUUCUUUUUCAUCAUUAGAUAUGAGUCAUCAAGAUCGAAUCGCCUACUUGAUUAAAGAACUGAAAAGUGAGAUGAACAUUUUUUCGGUAGAGGAGGCAAGGAAGCUUAAAUUUUUUUGCCACGCAUGCAAUUUAUCAGUCGCCUCCUGCACUAUGAUAUCCCACAUUCGAAAUAAUAUGAGCCACAGAAAAGCACUACGUCAUAUGCACAGAAAUUCUAGUAGGCAAACGUUUUGUCAGAGUUCUGUCAAUCAAGCUGUCCUAGAUAUUAUCAGUUGCAUCAAGAAACCAAAAAGCAGGCGGAAAAACUCUUCCCAGAAGUGUAACACUCCUGGGAAGGGUUUGUCCAACCUUACUCACAUACAAACAACUAACGCCUUGGUCCAUAGUUAUCACUCUUACUCAUCUGAAAGCAUGGUCCCAGAGCUUAUGAUUGAGGCCUUUCCUGACCACUCAUCUGCUGUAGAUAGCCAAAUACCUGGGCUUCUGUACAAAUCCUUCAAAGGAGGAUGUUGAGAACACUUUACGUGGAUCUGUCAUCAGGAGGCAGUAACACCCAACCGUUGCUGAACCCAUCCACUACCAGAGCAUCGAAACCUAUGGUACUAGCAGACUAAACUGUUCGAACCUAAAUCAUUUGCAAUAUCUUUGUCUGUAAUUUUCCAAUCCUGGUGCAAAGUUUGUCAAGUAGCAACUCAAACAGAGGAUAUUGAAGAGCACUCAGCGUCUCUCGUCACAUGAAGAGGGUGUCAUCCAAGCGAUGCCUCAUAUCUCUCCGUUAUCAGUGAAUUUUAUUUCAGUUAACACCAUCAGCUUUCCCUAUUCUUCUGUUUUUUCGCAAAGCAGGCCUUGUCCAUUUUUAUUGAGCCUAAAAUAUUCUAACCAGAGGGCAUUUAAAUUAUGUUCAGCCAUUGGGCUCUAGUCGCUACAAAGUUCAAAACGGGAGGAGGAAAAUAUCUUGAGCUUACUUUUGUGCUCCUAUUUUCGGAACUUGCCAAUAUAAUUUGUGUUGUUAAUUUUGUUGUUUAUUGAUUAAUAGUUCAAAAUUUCAGUUUUUGUUACUUAGUUGAAUAAAAUGCCCCUUUUACUUGAAGUUUCUAAAUUUAGAACCUUAUUGUUUUAUUUUUAAUUGAGUUUAGUAGAAGCAGAUUCUCACUGAAGUAAAAAUCCUUCUCCCUAGAGGUGUAUCCAAGGCCUUACAUCGUCAACAGAUUUGUCUUUUUUUCCUUUAACUUCUGGGACAAGCUUUUAAGACCCAUGUCCUUUCUUUUUCCAGAAUGCAUCGUAUGAGCACUACAAAAAAACCCCAAUAAUUGUUUUAAAGUAGUCAUUUCACUCUUCGCCAAUUAGCUCGCCUUGAGACGAUACUUUGAACCCCUGGUAUCAAAAAAAUUUGUUACGCAUGAUUUGUUGUCAUGCACAAUUCACCGUGCGAAAGUAUGUUGCUGUCACAAUUUGUCGCGCGAUGAAUUUUCGUUAAUUCAGAGCCCCCUUGUGUCCUAUUUUAUUUACCAUCCAGUGCCUUACUGUACCAUCAUCCGUUUUGUAAUCGUUGGGUCAUGAUCUCAAUGCUGGUGCAGGAAGGUGCCAUAUGGUGAUUGAAAAUAGGGCACCCUAAAUUACAAACCACCGCACAAGCAAAGUCAUCCGCAGGGGAGCAAAAUUGACCAAGCCGAGUGAAUUUGUAGAGAAUUUUUAACCCUACGUAAGUGGCAAAUUUGAAAAGGUGAAGAGAAGGGAAUGGGAAGGGAAGAACAGGUUUUUUGAAAGAGUCGGAAAAGAAAUUCAGCUUAUUUUUUGUUUAUUGUAUUUUUUAAUCAUGAUUUUUACUUGAAUAUAUAUUUUUAUCAGGAAUUUCACUAUUUUAGAAUUAUUGGAACAAAUCUACGUGUAAUGGUACAAAAAAUCAGGAUUUUUGUUGUAUGAAUGUGUCCACAAAUUUGGAUGCAUUUAUUUGCCUUCAACUUCUGAAAUUUUCCUCAUUUUAGCCGCCAAUUGUUCAGUCGGUCAUGUAUCUGGUUUCUUUGUGUUUUUGUCAGUUCUAUCAAGGAAAGCUUAAGACUGAGUAAUUGACAGAAGCCCAGUACUAUGCGAAUGCUAAAUUACUUAUGACACUUAAACUGUAUAAAUUUAUGCUGAAAUCGCAGCUUACUAGUCCUUUACAGAAAACCAUACUUUUUUUAAAUUCCUUUUGAAGAUAGAUUCUCUCUGCUUAACAUUAUUUACCUACUUAUUGAGUGCUGGAAACAGGUGCACCAUGAAGGAUUGACGAAUUUAUUCUGCUUAAUUGAAGUGUCAGACCUACUGUCAUUCAUUUUCCUCUUGUUUUUUUCAAUUGAAAGGGCUUUAUUUUUUUAAAUCAUGUAAGGGUAAAUUACCUCAUCGCCUUUUUUUAAACUGCCAUUUUGAUUUUCUCAAAUUAAUAUGAUGUCAGUAGAACACUUAUUUUUGCCAAAGCAUAUCUAAGAGUUAA